Molecule: messenger RNA, 1707 nt
Organism: Saprolegnia parasitica CBS 223.65
Lineage: Eukaryota; Oomycota; Saprolegniomycetes; Saprolegniales; Saprolegniaceae
Exons: 6
Coding region: 1-1707 (568 amino acids)
Biological process (GO): RNA 3'-end processing
Cellular component (GO): nucleolus; TRAMP complex
Molecular function (GO): poly(A) RNA polymerase activity; mRNA binding
Source: RefSeq, a predicted model, not a curated record
AUGCACCCGACGACCUCCUCGAUGACGGCGGCUAGCAAGAAGAAGACCGUUCCUCCGCCGACCAAGCCGAGCGCCAAGAAGGACAAAGACCUCAAGAAGGUCAAGAAGACGCCCACCAACACGCUUGGCGCCUGGGUGUUGCCGACGAUUGAACCGGACCUCGUCAAGCGAAAGAAGGCUGCGCUGACGCCUCCUCCUGUGCUCACCGCGCCCGUGAUCAAGCCCACCCCGGCGCUGACGAUCUCGCGCCAAGAGACGGCGCGUGGCCCGAAGCAGCCGAGCUGGAAGACGGACGCGGAGCUCUCAAAGCCCUGCUUUCCUGCGGAGUUACACGAUAGCCUCCACAAGGAGAUUGUCGAGUAUGCGCGGUACACCAAGGCCAUUGUGGCUGAGAUGGCCAUCCACAUUGAAAAGACGAUCGAGAUGGUGCGCAACUGCGUGCGCAAGCUCUGGCCCGACGCCAGCGUGGACACGUACGGCUCGUACUCGACGGGCAUUUGGCUGCCCACGAGCGACAUUGACUUGGUCAUUCUCGGAGUCGGAGACCCGGCCGACUCGCCUGUCGUGCACUUGAAGCGUCUUGCCGCGCAGCUCCGGAGCGAAAAAUGGGUCGAGUCGAUUGUGAUGGUCGACACGGCCAAGAUCCCGCUGCUCAAGCUUGUCAGCCUCGACUCGUCCGUGCCAAUCGACAUAACGUUCGAGUCGUCCAACACGCACAGCGGACUUUUGGCGCGAGAUCUUGUCAAGAGCCUUGUGGACGAACUGCCGGAGCUGUACCCAUUGGCAAUCGUGUUCAAGCAACUUUUGCGCGAGCGCGGGCUGAACGACUGCUACAGCGGCGGCGUCAGCUCGUACUCGAUUGUGCUUAUGAUUGUGCAUUUCUCGCAGUUGUGGCGUGCCGGUCCCACGGCGUUCAAGGCCGCGAUGAUUUAUGCGUCCGGGUCAUUGCCGUCGGAAGCCAUCACGAUCGAAGACACUGACAAAGUCGAGGCAACGACGCCUAUGUCGCCUGCCAAGCCCUCUGCUACUGCGCCGUCCCCAAAGAAGCUGCCGACCAAGCCUGUCGAGGCGCCGUCGGCUGUGAAAUCGUACGCGUCGGUCGUCGAAACCGAGCCGUUUACGACGUUGUCGUACGCUGCCGUGGCCGUGGGCAGCUCGAGCGCCAAGGCCACCCGUCAUCCCGCGAUGGCCUCAACCAGCUACGCGUCGAUCGCAAUGAAGGAGUCAAGCAAGGACGACCACCUCGAAGCCGUGAGCGUGGCGAGCAGCCAGGCCGACACGGAAGACACGUCGGCCGACGAGCGCGAAGACCCCGACCAAUCGCACUGGCCCGUGUGUCUUGGCGCCCACGCGGUGCGCAUGCUCGAGUUUUUUGGCUGCAUUUUCAACUACCAGAAGAGCGGCAUGAGCGUGCGCAACGGCGGGUUCAUCUUCCGGCUUCACGACGAAGGGCCGUCUCCGUUUGUGAAGGCGCAUAUGGUCAUCGAAGACCCGAUCCACCCCGAGCGCAAUGUGAGCGCGGCCAGUUUUGCCUUUCAGAAGGUUGUCGCGCUCUUUGAGGACUCGUAUUUCGCGCUGCAGUACUUUCGCCCAACCCGGUUCAGCCCGUCGCCGCUGAGCUGCCUCUUGAGCUGCGCGGGUCACCGCGGCGUCCAUCGACGGCUCAUGUACCCGGACGACAAGCACCAAGCAACGCACACUGCGUAA